CCAAGUCCAAGAAAAUUUCUGAAAAUUAAAAAAUAAACAUAGGUUAUUUAACCUUCAGUUUGUAAUUGCUCUUUGGGAAUUAGGGGAAGUACUUAUUUUCAGUUGUGAAAUUGAAAAAAAGGUGAGCAACAUACCGUUUUCAAAAUGUAGUUCGUACGUAUUAUUUUGUAUGUAAUGAUAAGAUAAAGAAUAAAUGGGUAGUACAAGUAGAACAUACAGUCGAUGUGAUUCAGAAUAUUUGUGUGAGUUUUUAGUAGGAAAUCUUGAGGAAACCCUGAUGAUGGAGAGAAGAAAUAGUAUGCCACCUCUCGAAUUGUCCUCCUAUUUUGAGGCACGUACAAGUAAGAAUGUUUUGUAUACAUCUGUUAGCAAUUCAAAUAUUGUAAAACUGGGCAAAGAAGAGAAAGCCAAACGGACCAGGAGGUCCAGAAAGAACAAAACACCAAAGCAGGCUCCUGACAACGUGACAAACAUGACACCGGUUAUAAAAAAAUUUCACAAUGUGUCACAAUCAAAUUUCGAAACUACCCCGCAGAAACAGAAACCUUUAACAAAUAAAUGUACAGUGCAGACGCCAGUUGCACCAAAACAGAAACAUAUUGUUAAACAGCCAGCUGAGCAAGUAGAAAUUAAAGCCAGUUUUACGGUUAAGCCUGUAGAAAGUCCCGAAACCGGUUAUUUCUUAAGAAGACGAAAUUCAAGGUAUAAAUACAUUAAUCUGAAGUCUUUCACAAGGAACAUUAACAAGACACCAUGUGUUUUUGUGUCUAACCUGACAACUCCCACGGACUUGGCUGCUAAAUGUGAAAAAUUAUCCAUAUACGGUAAAAAGGACAUGACAAAAGCUCAAUUGAAGAGGUUCCCUCAAGGUUUGCGGCAGAAUGAACCUACCCCUUCAACAUCGGCAAAGCCUGUAAAGAGAAAAAAGAAAGAAAAGAAACCGAUUACCUUCGAAGAGUAUAUAGAUGCUGUUGCAGUCACUGAAAGGUUGAAAAAAGGUGAAUUAGUAAAAGGUAUUGUAAGAAUUAACCCUAAGAAUUUCAAAGACGCUUACGUUAGCAAUGAAGAUACUAGCCUGUCUGAUUAUUACUUAACUUCUGUUGUGGACAGAAAUAGAGCUUUGGAGGGAGACGAGGUUAUUCUGAAGAUCAAGCCGAAAGAUCAGUGGAUGGAUGGAAAGAAAACCGCCGCAGUCGUGUACAUAUCAAAAUUGGUUCAUCCCAGAAUAAGCAUCGGCGUAUUAAAACCGUUGGAGAAAAAAAAUUCAGAAUUUGCCAUGUUCUACCCAAGGGACAAACGAAUACCACUUUUAAGGAUACCGGCCAUAAGUUGGCCCAAUGGCUUCCAAGCGAAUCCCAAGCAGUACGAAAAGAUAUUAUUCGUAGCUAAAAUUGUUGAGUGGAAGGUACCUACCCAUGCCAUAGGAAUGCUUACGGAAAACCUUGGUGCCAUGGGUGACUUGGGCGUGGAAACGAUGUCAAUUUUACGAGAAUUCGACUUAGACAUCACCCCGUUCAGCCCUUACGUGCUCGAGUGCUUGCCGAAAUCGGACGAAAUACCACAGAAAGAAUUUGAGUAUAGAGAAGACAUCAGAAAGCAGUGUGCUUUUACUAUCGACCCGGCCACAGCGAGGGAUCUGGAUGAUGCUGUUUCGGUACGGGAAUUACCUAACGGCAACUAUGAGGUUGGCGUUCACAUAUCUGACGCUUCGUUUUACUUAGAAGAAGGUACAGAAUUAGACCAAAUGGUCAGUAAGAAGGCUACGACGGUCUAUAUGGUGCAGAAGGCAUACCACAUGUUGCCCAUCGAACUAUGUCUUAUAUAUUCUCUCUUGCCGGGUCAAGACCGGCUUUCUUUCUCAGUAUUUUGGGAAAUGACGCAGAACGGCGACAUUAUCAGUAAACGGUUCACCAGAAGUAUUAUGAAUUCUUGUACCCAGUUAGCAUACGAGCACGCGCAGAUGAUUAUCGAGAAUCCAAACAAAGAAUUCAAAGAGGAAAACUUCCCCACCAUUCACAACGGAUUUACGGUAGACGACUUAAGAAAAACCAUAAACGUCCUACAAAAUAUCGCGGUCAAGCUAAGGGAACGUAGGAUGCGGAAUGGAACACUCAAAAUCGAUCAGGUUAAGUUAUCGUUCAACUUGGAUCCAAAAACUGGCGAGCCGCUCGAUUUUUGGAUAUACGAGAACAAGGAAUCACAUAGAUUGAUAGAAGAGUUCAUGUUGCUGGCUAAUAUUACAGUUGCACAGCGGAUAAACGAGUAUUUUCCGGAUAUAGCGUUUUUGAGAUGCCACGAACCCCCUAAACAGACUAUGUUGGUCGAGCUACAGAAUAAUUUAGCCACUUGUGGAAUACACAUUGAUAUCUCCUCAUCGGGAGGAAUUAACGCGUCAAUGAAGAAGUAUAUCACGGAUGACUAUCCAGGGCAGUGCCGAGCAGCCGUUCUAAACCACAUAACGGCCAAAGCCAUGACGAGGGCACGUUACUUCUGCGCCGCCACGAUGGAAUCCGAGCUAGAUUACAAACAUUAUGCUCUAAGCAUCCCUAUUUACACACAUUUCACUUCUCCCAUCCGACGCUACGCCGACAUAAUGGCACACCGUCUGUUGGCAGCUUCUUUAAAUUACUGCGAAAAACCUGCUUGGGAUGCUGACUACGUCAAGGCCAUUGCGGCAAAUUGCAACGCACAAAAAUACAAUGCGAAAAGGGCGGGCGAAGCGAGUUGUGACUUGUACCUCGCUCACUACGUGGAGAAACAUCAACCGUUCGAGCAGGAUUGCGUCGUUGUUGAUGUUAAAGAAAGAUCCUUUGACGUUAUCGUCUUGAAAACGGGCAGCAUCGUACGGAUUUAUCAAAACAGCUGCGAGGAAGGAACCACUUGGCAAACAGAGGUUAUAUCUAGCAUGACCUCUGAGGUCAACGCAAGGAAUGGUGAGAAGUCAAAGGGGGAAUCUGAGAAGAGACUGUAUAGGUUGAGGAUUACUUUCCCGAAGACGAAACACUUUCCAGAAUAUGUACUUAUCGUCGAGCUGUUUACUUCGGUGAAAGUAAAUUUGAUGCGGCAGAAUUCUUAUAAACUGGAAGGUACUUUACUGCGGCCAAUAAUGUCGCAGUCGUUUGCAAGGCAAUAAGUAACUUUUAAGAACGGAAUAAGACGGAUUUUGAUUAUCAUGUAUAAAAAACGCUGUGUAAAUAAAUAUUGAUUUUAUACAUUUGAUAUACUUUAUUUUCGGAAGAAAAAAUAUUGGGAAAUAAAUACUAUUAAAAUUAU
Messenger RNA from Anoplophora glabripennis (Asian longhorned beetle), 3273 nucleotides. RefSeq names its product DIS3-like exonuclease 2 (gene Dis3l2). Gene Ontology annotation, cellular component: P-body; exosome (RNase complex). The coding region runs from base 194 to 3133 and encodes 979 amino acids. The transcript has 5 exons. Gene Ontology annotation, molecular function: 3'-5'-RNA exonuclease activity; RNA binding. Gene Ontology annotation, biological process: mRNA catabolic process; miRNA catabolic process. The record is from RefSeq and is a predicted model, not a curated record. Lineage: Eukaryota; Metazoa; Arthropoda; Insecta; Coleoptera; Cerambycidae.